This is a messenger RNA of Diversispora eburnea, 330 nucleotides long. The record is from the annotation of a GenBank genome assembly. NCBI's taxonomy places the organism in Eukaryota, Fungi, Glomeromycota, Glomeromycetes, Diversisporales, Diversisporaceae.
AUGUCCGCGAUCCAAAAUCUUAACGUUUACGACCCUUUCGCUGACACCGGUGAAGAAGAGGCAGGACAACCCCAAGGGUAUAUUCAUAUUCGUAUACAGCAAAGAAACGGUAGAAAAACUUUGACCACUGUUCAAGGUCUUCCAGGAGAAUAUGAUCAAAAGAAAUUGUUAAAGGCCUUUAAAAAGGAAUUCGCUUGUAAUGGUACACUUGUACAAGAUGAAGAGUUAGGACAAGUAAUUCAACUUCAAGGAGAUCAACGUCUCAAAGUUCAAAACUUCCUUUCGGAAGAAGGGAUCGAUAAAAAUAUCAUAAAGAUUCAUGGUUUCUAA